CCCCGGGGCGGGCGCGCAUGCGCGGAGCGGGCGGGGCGGAGGCAGCGCGGUCCGGGGCGCGAUGGGCGCGGAGGCGUGAGCGGCCCGGGGGCUCGGGCUGCGCCGAACCGGGACCGCCGACACCGGCAGAGGCCGCCCCCGAGCGAGGGAAGCAUGUUCCGGCUGAUGAGGGAUGGCGAGCCGGAGGACCCCAUGUUUGCCAUGGAUCCUUUUGCCAUCCACCGGCAGCACAUGAACCGCAUGCUCUCCGGGAGUUUCGGGUUCGGGCCGCUCCUGGGCAUCACGGAUGGGACCACACCUGGGGCUCGCCAGCCUGGCCGCAGGAUGCAGGCAGGAGCCGUUUCACCCUUUGGGAUGCUCGGCAUGGCAGGUGGCUUUAUAGAUAUGUUUGGGAUGAUGAACGACAUGAUUGGAAACAUGGAGCAUAUGACAAGUGGUGCUAACUGCCAGACAUUUACCUCCUCAACUGUCAUCUCUUAUUCCAACCUGGGUGAUGGGCCCAAAGUCUAUCAGGAGACCUCAGAGAUGCGUUCAGCACCUGGCGGGAUCCGUGAGACAAGACGAACCGUAAGGGACUCGGACAGUGGCUUGGAACAGAUGUCGAUCGGACACCACAUCAGGGAGAGAGCCCACAUCAUGCAGCGGUCCCGGAACCAUCGCACAGGUGACCAGGAGGAGAGGCAGGACUACAUCAACAUGGAUGAAAGUGACGCAGCCGCAUUUGACGACGAGUGGCGGCGAGAGACGUCCCGGUUCCGGCCGCAGCGGGGCCUGGAUUACCGGCGUCACGAAGGCAGCGGUGGCCGGCGGGCCGAGGGGACUCGUCUCGCCAUCCAGGGCCCUGAGGAUUCUCCCUCCAGACAGUCCCGCCGGUACAGACAGUGAAACUCUGAAGCCCCUUCAAAGCACCACUUGGACCCUCCUCAAAUUUAGUAUUAACCUCCCUCCCACUUAAGAAUUUAAACAAAGCAACUAAUCUUCUGCAUUGCUCUUUUUCACCCCAUUUGGGUGCUGCAGUGGGGCAUGGGAAAUCUCACUGAUGUGCAAAGAACACAGUAACUGCCCAUUCCCUCUCUGCUGUCCCUUGGCUCUGUUCUUUCUGCCAGUAGUGCUGGGCAUGAGGAGCUGCCACCUUGCCUCUUCCAUCCUUUCCACUCUUUUUGUGCUGGGUUGGGCUGGUUCGGAACUUUGUGUUUAGUCCCCUGUGAAAGGAAUACGAGGGAAUUCUGCUAGAACCCCCUGUCAGUCCCCUCACCGGGACAGAGGCUUCGAUUCCCCUGCUGCUCCUUGGUGCAUCUGUGGAGAAGCAGAAGGAUGUGUGCGUUGGAGAAGGGAGGAGCAGAACAAAAGCUGGAUCAGCCUGUGGGCCCCUGACCCCUCUUCAGUCAGCUCCCCCACUUUUUUAAUUUGUGAAACUUGUAACUAGAUGUUUACUGAAUAAACAAACUCUAAAGAA
Poecile atricapillus (Black-capped chickadee) is the source of this 1456-nucleotide messenger RNA. It is a transcript of the gene MLF2, whose product is annotated as myeloid leukemia factor 2. Gene Ontology annotation, cellular component: nucleus; cytoplasm. Lineage: Eukaryota; Metazoa; Chordata; Aves; Passeriformes; Paridae. Gene Ontology annotation, biological process: regulation of DNA-templated transcription. The coding region runs from base 154 to 885 and encodes 243 amino acids. The record is from RefSeq and is a predicted model, not a curated record. The transcript is spliced from 9 exons.